Messenger RNA from Cucurbita pepo subsp. pepo (vegetable marrow), 788 nucleotides. RefSeq names its product putative glutathione S-transferase. Gene Ontology annotation, molecular function: glutathione transferase activity. Gene Ontology annotation, cellular component: cytoplasm. The record is from RefSeq and is a predicted model, not a curated record. NCBI's taxonomy places the organism in Eukaryota, Viridiplantae, Streptophyta, Magnoliopsida, Cucurbitales, Cucurbitaceae. Gene Ontology annotation, biological process: glutathione metabolic process.
GCCAUAACAAUGGCGGAUGAGGUGAAGCUUCAUGGAAAUUGGCUAAGUCCAUUCAGUUGCAGAGUCAUCUGGGCUCUAAAGCUGAAGGGGAUCCCGUAUGAAUACGUAGAAGAAAAUGUUGCCGACAAAAGUGCUCUGCUUUUGCACUACAAUCCUGUCUACAAGAAGAUUCCGGUGCUCGUCCACGGCCGAAAGCCGAUCUGCGAGUCCAUGAUCAUCCUCGACUACAUCGACGAGACUUGGCCGGAGAACCCGCUCCUGCCCUUGGAUCCAUUCGAGAGAGCCACGGCUCGCUUCUGGAUCAAAUUUAUAGAGGAUAAAAGCCCGGUGCUUUGGGGAGUGUUUCUGGCGGACGGGGAAGACGAUAGGGAAAAGGCAAGGAAGGCAACAUUGGAAGUACUGCAGACGCUGGAAGAAAAGGCGUUCGGGGACGAGAAAUUCUUCGGCGGAGACGAGAUUAACAUGGUGGAUUUAGCAUACGGGAUGCUAGCGCGGUGGAUGCCGGUGAUCGAAGAGGUUGUUGGCGUAAAACUCCUCGAUCCCGACAUGUUCCCUCGCCUCCAUGCUUGGGCGGAGAACUUCCGGCAAGCCGCCGUCAUCAGAGACAACCUGCCUGAUCACGACCAGAUGGUGCCCUUGUUCAAGAUCCGGCGAGAGCAGCUACUCCAAAUUGCCAGGAAAUGAUUAGUGCGAUUUUGUCUUCGCAGUGUGUUUGACUUUGUGGCUUUUAAAUUAUUAUUAUAAUACAUGUUUUAUGUGUAUGAUUAAAAAUAUUAAAAAUAAAGUUG